CCCCAGGACUGCAGUUCCCAUUGUGUCUCAUCACCUGCUACGUUAACUGAUGGGAGAUGAUGUUCCAAAAUCACUGCAGAGCUAUGCUUCCCCCUACCUGGGAUUAAACAAUAAACAGCAUUUCUAUAUCCAGUUAUCAGGGGCCGGAAAAGAGGGGAGAGAUACCCCAUCAGGAAUCCCUUUUGCUUUUUUGCCUUUGAGAUUUGCCAGUUCUGGGGAUAAGCAGGACAGCAGGCAGGCAAGAGAAGCCAAGGGCCUUCUGUUUCCCCUCUCCAGCCGACAUCAGGCCAGGGAGGAUCAAGCCUAUGCUGCUGCUGCAGAGAUCAUAUAAGGUAGCAACUGUUUUUCUUCUCCAGGCACAGCCGGGUGUGGCACAGAGAGGACAGAUCACUGCAGAAGGGGCUCCUCCACCAUCACCCUCUAAUGGCCUCCCUGGUUCUUGUUGUCAGAGGGACCUGGUGAGAGAGAUCCGGCGGAGGAUCCCAGGGGUCCUCCGCACCUAGUGGGGAAAGGCAGAGGAGCAGGCCAAGGUGGCAACCCAUUCGUUCUACAAACUGGGAGCUUUUUUAAAAAGCCUUUUAAACAACCUUAUUAACUAGACCCUUCAGAUCCAUUCUGUGUGGUAGACAAUACUACUACAGUACAACGCUUCUGUCUGUCUGCCUGUCUGCCUGUGUAUUUUUCUUCGGUUUUUGCCAGGUGAUCCUGCCAGGGUAUCUUGAGACUGAAUUCCCCCCCCCAAAAAAAUCGGGGAGCCUCAGAAGCCACUGUGGUCAGUGCCAAGGCUGGGAAUGCAGGAAUGCCAUCUGGCUUUACAAAGGAAGGCGGGGGAGGCUCUGAACAGCGAAAGAGCGCCUUUCUCCCGCCCAGCGCAAAUCCGCCGGCAAUUGCCCGGGUCCUUCUCGGAGCGCCGCCGGCUCUGGAAAAGGGGAGCGGGCGAGAAAGGGCAGGGGCGGCGCCUCGCCUUCUUUGGCGGCCACGCCGGGGGUGGCGGCGCUGCCCAGGCCUCUCCGCCCUCUCUCUCUCCCUCCCGGCAAGCGGCCGAAGCGGGCGACGGCCUCCGUCCUUCCCCCGCGCAAGCCCGCCAUGGCCCAGGCCAAGAUUCACAGCAGCAAGAGCAACGCCAACGCCGCCGCCAGUGAAGGCGCCCCGUCAGGCAUCUCCGGGCAUUCCUCGCGAAGCCGCUUCUUCCGCUCCACCUCCAUGGCGGACCGCUCCAGCCGCCUCCUGGAGUGCCUCGACCAGCUGGAGCUGAGAGUUGAAGCUUUGCGUGAGGCAGCCUCUUCAAUGGAGCAAGAAAAAGAAACCCUUUUGGAAAUGAUCCACAAUGUACAAAACAGCCAGGACAUGAGGAACAUCAGUGAAGGUGAGAGAGAAGAACUCAAUCUGACUGCUAAACACCUGAUGGGCAGGACUCUCACGGUUGAGGUUUCAGUAGAAACCAUUUGAAAUCCACAGGAGCAAGAGUCCCUGUUACAUGCUACAGAGAUUAUUGACGAAGUUGUCAAUAAACUCUUGGAUGAUCUGGAAGACUCCAGGAGCCGCUUGCUCUCACUUUAUGGUGCAUGUAUAUCUGAGGUACCCUCUGGACCCGUGAAUCAGAAAUUCCAGUCUGUUGUCAUUGGGUGUGCUAUAGAAGAUCAGAAGAAAAUCAAAAGACGGCUAGAGACUCUACUUAGAAAUAUAGAAAACUCUGGAAAAUCCAUCAUGCUAUUAGAGAACCAGAAGGCAACUGCAAGACAGCUUUGCAACAAUGGAAAAGAUUAAAAGCUACUCAAUCUUGCCAUGAAAAUGAAUGUUUCCAAAAAGUAUGCACGAGCAAAAAAGUUGAUGGGGCUUAUUAAAUUUACAGGACUUGGUUAGUGCAGGUCUGAUACCCUGGAAUCUGAAGAGGUCCUGUAGCCCUUAGGCCAGUUAUUAGGCCUUCAGUGCAUGCAGAAGCAUAGGUGGAAGGUGAGAAAUCUGAAGAAAUAUCCUUACCUUGUCCAGAAGGUAAAAAAGCAUCUGAGCUUCCACCAGAUAGCAAGUGGAUUUAUAUAAAUCACACCCUUCAGCAGCUGUAGGAACCAUACAACUACUUGGGUAUUUAGCAGCUUUCUUCUGUGGCUUUGGAUCUCAACAACAGGGUCAUCCGCCUGUUCAGCCUUGCAUAGGGAACAUAUCCUUAAACAAAUAGGUAGCUAUAAUUUAUUUAAGAUAUUAGCAGCAAAUGUAGGUGUGUUAUGUCCUAAGGACUGACCUUUUCAUAAGCAAUAUCCUGUUUGUUUUCACGUGUUUUAACGGUUAAUAUUUGUAUUGUAAAGGCUGUCUUUUCCCACUGCACUCUAGAAGCUUGUCAGUCUCCACUGUGUUAUCUUUCAGUUCUUUAGAAACCUUCAAUCUCAUCGGUCAAGUGCAAAAAAUUAACUUAGCAUAUGCCCCUCUUUUGCCCUCUUUUGGGGGCUGAGCUUAUGCUAGACAGAGAGCAUGGGGUGUGGAGAUUGCUGCAAUAUAUGUGAAGAAAAAGCUGAUCUGCACUUCUUCUUUGCUAUGGAUUCAUAAAUAAAAUAGAUUGCUUUCU
Pogona vitticeps (central bearded dragon) is the source of this 2560-nucleotide messenger RNA. The record is from RefSeq and is a predicted model, not a curated record. NCBI's taxonomy places the organism in Eukaryota, Metazoa, Chordata, Lepidosauria, Squamata, Agamidae.